CUUGAAUCUUCCUGUCUCCUUUCACUCUGCUUUGUGCCCACCCCCCCACCUUUCAUGCUCAGAUACCGCGCCCUUCGGCUCCCUGCUGCCCCCUUUGCAUCGUCGUCGCUAUUGUCAGCCCAACCUGCCUCGCCAUUACCAGUCCCAGGGCCCAAUCGACUCCUCACUCGCAGCUCACAUUCUCACCUCCUUGCCCAUCGCGCCACUCAUCAUCGCCUCUUGGCCCACUCGUCGUCGCCUCUGAGCAAAAUGACACGUCCAUCAUCGGCUUCCACUUCUUCUUGGGCGAAACAGUCUCCUUCCUCCUCAGAGCAGCCCAUCUUGCGGCUGAAACCCACGCGUCUGGCUCUUAUUCAGCUUGGGCAGACCUCGCAUGACAAGGCCUUUAAUAUUGAACAUGCGCGUGAGGCAGUUCACAAGGCGGCCAAGGAAGAUGGAGGCGCAGACAUGGUCGUGCUGCCCGAAUGCUGGAAUUCCCCGUACGGCGUGUCUUUUUUCAAUGACUACGCGGAGGACUUUGGCGGACUUUGGGAGAGAAUCAAGCGGCCCAUUGAUCGUAGAAGCGGAUCGCGUUCGCGCUGGAAUGAUGACGAGGACGAGGACGGGGCGGUCAAGAAGGAUGCAGCAGAGGUACAGGAUGGACUUCUGCUGAAGCGAUGGUGUGUGGAUGGCCUGGGUGGAGCAGCCGUCGAGGUACAUCCCGACAGCUGCCCCUCGGAGACACUUCUCUUUAUGAGCGGGCUGGCCAGAGAAUUAGGUAUCGUACUCGUUGGAGGAUCCAUUCCGGAGAGGAACGCCAAAGACGGCAGGCUGUAUAACACAGCCACCGUUUUUGAUCAGAAGGGCCGCUUGAUCUCGAUCCAUCGCAAGCUCCACCUGUUCGACAUUGACAUUCCUGGAAAGAUGACCUUCCAGGAGUCGCUCACACUGACCGGUGGCGACAGAGUGACUGUCUUUGAAUGCUCGCUCGGUCGCUUUGGACUGGCCAUCUGCUACGACAUGCGCUUCCCGGAGCUAGCGACUAUUGCAGCUCGCCUCGGUGCAGGAGCAAUGAUCUACCCGGGCGCCUUCAACACAACGACUGGGCCCCGUCACUGGGAGCUUCUGCAGAGGUGUCGGGCGAUGGACAAUCAGCUCUACGUCGCUGCCUGCUCACCGGCUCGAGCGACAGAGGAGGAGAUCAAGAAAGGCGCAUACCCUGCUUGGGGUCACUCGACCAUCACUGACCCAUGGGCCUAUGUUAAGGCUACCAUGGAAGAGCAAGAGGGGAUUGCGCGAUGGAAGCUGGAACCGUCGGAAGUGGAAGAAGUCAGGAAGGGAAUUCCGAUCAAUCGGCAGAGACGUUUCGAUGUAUACAGCGAUGUUGCUCUGUCGUGACAGGAGGCGCAUGGGGGGGGGGGGG
Microstroma glucosiphilum is the source of this 1402-nucleotide messenger RNA. RefSeq names its product carbon-nitrogen hydrolase. The transcript is spliced from 4 exons. Gene Ontology annotation, molecular function: omega-amidase activity. Lineage: Eukaryota; Fungi; Basidiomycota; Exobasidiomycetes; Microstromatales; Microstromataceae. Gene Ontology annotation, cellular component: mitochondrion. Bases 250 to 1377 code for a protein of 375 amino acids. Gene Ontology annotation, biological process: L-glutamine metabolic process; oxaloacetate metabolic process. The record is from RefSeq and is a predicted model, not a curated record.